Molecule: messenger RNA, 885 nt
Organism: Ipomoea triloba (trilobed morning glory)
Lineage: Eukaryota; Viridiplantae; Streptophyta; Magnoliopsida; Solanales; Convolvulaceae
Product: osmotin-like protein TPM-1
Exons: 1
Coding region: 39-725 (228 amino acids)
Biological process (GO): defense response
Cellular component (GO): extracellular region
Source: RefSeq, a predicted model, not a curated record
ACACCAAUUCAAAUUAAAGCAUUAUUUCACUUUCAAAUAUGAAUUGCUUAGCCACUUUUCCAUUGCUCCUCUUCCUCAUCAGCCUCUUCACAUCUAGCUCCGCCGCCAGCUUUGAAGUUCAUAACAACUGCCCCUACACCGUAUGGGCAGCCGCAACCCCAGUUGGCGGCGGCCGACGGCUCGACCAAGGCCAAAGCUGGAGCAUCAACGCGCCAUCCGGCACGACCGCAGCGCGUAUAUGGGGCCGCACAAAUUGCACCUUUGAUGGUAGUGGAAGCGGUUCAUGCCAGACCGGUGACUGCGGUGGCGCGUUGCAGUGCACCGGGUGGGGCAAACCGCCAAACACCCUGGCCGAGUACGCGCUAAACCAAUUCAACAACAACGUGGACUUCUUCGACAUCUCUCUCGUCGAUGGGUUCAACAUCCCCAUGAGCUUUGGCCCCACCACACCUGGACCCCACAAAUGCCACCAAAUUUCAUGCACGGCUGAUAUCAACGGCCAAUGCCCCGCCGCUCUCAAGGUUCCCAGAGGGUGUAAUAGCCCUUGCACCGCCUUUGGAACACCGGGGUAUUGCUGCACCAAUGGGCCUUGUGCUCCUACAGAUUAUUCAAGAUUUUUCAAGAAUAGCUGCCCCGAUGCUUAUAGUUUUCCACAGGAUGAUGCCACCAGCACUUUCGCUUGUCCGGCUGGAAGCACUGAUUAUAGGGUUGUCUUCUGCCCAUGAUCGAAAUAAUCAAGUUGGGAUUUGUGGAAGUAUAAAUGCCUCGUUAUAAUUAUGUUAAGAUAAAUGCAUGCAUGCUUUGAAAUCUUUGUUAAAAAGGUUUAAUUACCUAAGCUUGAAGUAGAAUAAUAUACCCAUAAAUAAAGAUUAUGGCUCUGUUUGG